GGAGUGAGGUACAGGCGGUCCGUGCGUGGUGGUGCCGCCGGUCCCUUUGUGCCGAACAGCGAUUGUUGGUAUUGGCGAGGAGAGUUCUUGUAGAGUUUGAGUUUAUUUAGAUCGGUGGCGUAAGGGAGUCGACUCCGUGGAUCUCUGCUGCUGCCGCUCUCACCCGAGAAUCAAUCCCAUUGAUGGAGAAGAGACACUCGGCAAAGCCAGUUGCGAAGAGUUACCAAUGCGGCAAGUGUACAUACAGCACGGAUGACAUCGGUGUGAUGAAGAAUCACCAGGAAACACACAAGGACGAGCAGCCCUUCAAGUGCACCGUUUGUGGGAUAGCGUUCACACAGUCAUCGCAUCUCGGCAGACAUGAGAAGACACACACAGGAGAGAAGCCUUUCAGGUGCACUGUGUGUGGGAAGGUGUUUUCAGAGUUGUCAAAUCUUAGCAGACACCAGAAAACGCACACGGGAGAGAAGCCCUUCAAAUGCAAUGUGUGUGGAAAGUCCUUUACACAGUCGUCAAACCUUUUUGUGCAUCAGAGAAUACACGUAGGAGAGAAGCCGUUCAAGUGCACCGUGUGCGGGAAGGCGUUUAGCCGUUUGUCAAUUCUUAACGUACAUUAUACAACACACACUGGCAAUAAGCCCUUGAAGUGCACCGUUUGUGGAAAAGGAUUUGCAGAGACAUCACAUCUUAACAGGCAUCAGAAAAUCCACAUUGCCGAGAAGCUCUUCAGGUGCACUAUUUGUGGGAAGGCAUUUGGAUGGCCAUCAAAUCUUGACUUGCAUAUGAAGACGCAUACUGGCGAUAAGCCAUUCAGGUGCACCGUGUGUGGGAAAGCAUUUACGCGGUCAGCUACUCUUAGCAGACAUCAGAAAAUACACACAGGCGAGAAGCCCUUCAAGUGCACCGUGUGUGGAAAGGCGUUUGUACAAUCAUCACAUCUUGACACACAUGGGAAGACGCACACGGGCGAAAAACCUUUCAAGUGCACCAUGUGCGGGAAGGCGUAUACACGGUCGUCGUAUCUUCACAAGCAUCAGAGAACACACACAGGGAUGAAGCACUUCAAGUGCACUGUGCCUGGCAAAGCCUUUGCAUGGUCAGGAACUUCUAAUUGUAACAAGCGAGCACCGAAAGAACCAAAGAGUAAGCGAGCACACACAGGAGAAAAAGCCUUCAAGUGCACCAUGUGUGGAAAGUCAUUUUCACGGAAAUCAAAUCUUGAUGUGCAUCGGAAAAUACACACAGGAGAGAAUCUAUUCAAGUGCACUGUGUGUGGAAAGUCAUUUUCGCGGUUAUCAGUUCUAGACAUACAUCAUACAAUACACACUGGCAAUAAGCCCUUCAAGUGCACCGUUUGCGGGAAAGGAUUUGCAGAGAAUUAUCUUCUUAACAGACAUCACAAAAUUCACAUUGCUGAGAAGCUCUUCAGGUGCACUGUGUGUGGGAAGGCAUUUGGAUGGCCAUUAAAUCUUGACUUGCAUAUGAAGACACACACUGGCGAUAAGCCCUUCAAGUGCAUCGUGUGUGGAAAGGCAUUUACACGGUCAUCAUAUCUUCACAAGCAUAAGAAAAUACACACAGGCGAGAAGCCCUUCAAAUGCACCGUGUGUGGGAAGGCGUUUGUGCAGUCGGCACAUCUGGAUGCACAUGGGAAGAUGCACACAGGAGUUAAACCCUUCAAGUGCACCAUGUGUGGAAAGUCAUUUUCACGGAAAUCAAAUCUUGAUGCACAUCAGAAAAUACACACAGGGGAUAAACCCUUCAUGUGUAACAUGUGCGGGAAGGCUUUUACACGGUCGGCAUAUCUUCACAAGCAUCAGAGAACACAUGCUGACGAGAAGCACUUUAAGUGCACCGUGCCUAGUCAAACGAAUGCACGGUCAGAAGUCGGAAACGGACCUGAGCAUAUCCAGGGGAAGCACAAAGUGACAUUGCUAAAUGAGAGUCAAAGUUCCACAAAGAGUUCUACAAUGAGUCAGUUUCCAGUGAAACGGGAACCAGAUGAGAAUGCAGACUUUGAAACGUGGCCAGAAGUCAAGGUGGAAUGUGAAGGAGUGAAGGUGGACGAUGAAGGAGUGAAGGUGAAAUUAGAAGGACUGAAGGAAGAAUCUCAAUAUUCAACUCCAGGACCAGACCUUCGGGUGGAUGGAGGUUGCGUGAAGCGGGAGGAGGAGAAUCCAAACUAUCACGGAGCGAGAAACGACCCCCAGCAUGUUGUGAAGGUGGAGGUAUGGGUGGACUUCUUGGACAAAGCAGAGUAGUUGGGGCGGCAGGUGUUCGAUUUCUGCUCAUGCCAGCACCAGUAAUGAUUACACUCUAACAUAAUUUUUGUUCCUGGGUACUUAGUGUGGCAGUCAGAGUGAUAGCUUUGGGGGGCAGGGUGUUUCUUUGAUUGGGGAGAAGCGAGGGACGUGCAGGGGUGGCUUUGUGUGAAAGUGGUUGCAGGUGUGUGGGAUUAGAUUGACUCGUGGGCAUGCUGUGCUAAUCAAAUGAAGGAAGGGUCCAAGGGUGUGAUUGAAUAAAAGGCCCUGCCGCGGGGAACCAAGGGAAGGGGGCAGGGGAUUUCAUUCCGCUCCUCGCCUUGUUUGCGGCGGCUGCUGUGCUGGAGAUGGAGACUGAGGCGGGUGGGAUUUUAUUCCACUACUGAUCCAGCUCAAAUUGGUCUGCUGAUCCUGCUCGAUGGCCGGACUGAUCCUGCUCGAGGUGGCUGGGACUGAUCCUGCUCAAUGGCCGGACUGAUCCUGCUCAAAAGUGGCUGGGACUGAUCCUGCUCGAGGUGGCUGGGACUGAUCCUGCUCGAGGUGGCUGGGACUGAUCCUGCUCGAUGGCCGGGACUGAUCCUGCUUCAGGUGGCUGGGACUGAUCCUGCUUCAGGUGGCUGGGACUGAUCCUGCUCGAGGUGGCUGGGACUGAUCCUGCUCGAUGGCUGGGACUGAUUCUGCUCGAGUUUAAAGGGGACUGAUUCACUGAUAGUGUUCUCUUUCUGAGCCGGGCGAUGCUUUGGGCGUGCCUUCGGGGUUUUGCUCAGCAGGUUUUUCCCUCCCAGCAUUCGUGGUGGAGAAAGUCGGUGAAGCCGUGGUCGUCUGGUUGUUGUAUGACGGUGUUGGUUGUUGUUUUGUUGUGAGGGUCAUUUGGGUUGGUAUAGUGGCUUGUGAUGCGUGCACUCCUCCGGGGAAGUAGUAAGCCUGUUGCCCUUUGACAAUGUAAGAUUUGUGUAGAGAUUGAAUUCUAAGUAAACCCUAUACAUUUGAAAUAUA
Messenger RNA from Petromyzon marinus (sea lamprey), 3257 nucleotides. RefSeq lists its product as uncharacterized. Gene Ontology annotation, biological process: regulation of transcription by RNA polymerase II. Gene Ontology annotation, molecular function: DNA-binding transcription factor activity, RNA polymerase II-specific. Gene Ontology annotation, cellular component: nucleus. Lineage: Eukaryota; Metazoa; Chordata; Hyperoartia; Petromyzontiformes; Petromyzontidae. The record is from RefSeq and is a predicted model, not a curated record.